Scleropages formosus (Asian bonytongue) is the source of this 3163-nucleotide messenger RNA. It is a transcript of the gene smarcal1, whose product is annotated as SWI/SNF related, matrix associated, actin dependent regulator of chromatin, subfamily a-like 1. Bases 595 to 3075 code for a protein of 826 amino acids. The record is from RefSeq and is a predicted model, not a curated record. Gene Ontology annotation, cellular component: nuclear replication fork. Gene Ontology annotation, molecular function: ATP binding. The transcript has 17 exons. Lineage: Eukaryota; Metazoa; Chordata; Actinopteri; Osteoglossiformes; Osteoglossidae. Gene Ontology annotation, biological process: DNA repair; replication fork processing.
UCCGGUUCGUGCUAUAGCUGGCGGUUUAUUCGUUUAGUGUCAGGUUCAGCUUAUGGAGCUGCUCGUUUCCGAACGGAGUGUGUAAGUCGCGGUGUUACCGCUCGUUUGGAAGCGCGGAAGAGGGUUAUAACUGCGGGCUAUCGUUUAUACUUAUUUUUAUGUUAACUUUAUCCGACCGCGUCAGGUAACUUCUCAGACUGACUGAGCUGAGGCCGCGUCCUGUCCUCCCGGCUAAGUCUUAGCAGCUAGUAGUACGGACUACUGCUAAACUAACUUAUUACUAGCUAAGCUAGUAAAACCUGUAGCUCGUCGACAUCGCCGGAACCUCCUCUGCCUGAGCCUCUAAUGCAGUGUAACGUAACCUCGCACACACAAGAAUAAUAAAAUAAAUAAAUGCACAGGCACACGCACACACACACACGCGGACAGAACAAUAUAUACACACCGAUCGAUCGACAACACAAAUCAAACAGAGUGUAAUACAUAGACAAACACAACAGCAUCGACACAUGAAAAACACAGAUGACAUAGAGUGUGACACAUACAGACACACAGAAACGGUGACAUAAAGUAAACACAAUAUAAUUCGCCACCAUGUCGGUCUAUCUGACCGCUGAGCAGCAGCAGCGCAUCGAGGAGAACCGCCGGAGGGCACAGGCCAGGAGGGCUGAGAGGUUGGCGCAGGCUGUGUCACAGCAGGUGCCAGGGCUGGGAGGCGGAGCCUCAGGAGGCCCCCUGCAGGUGCACUCCUCCGCCCAGCCCCCCCGCCUUCCUCCGCCACCACCAGACCCUGGAACGAGCUGCCGGCCCAAGGUGUCCGAGCCAGGGCGGGUGAAGGUAGUAGAUCCUCUUUCGCCGGCCAAAGCGUCAAAAGCGACAGACAGCGACGGCAAACGGCCGGUCCGCGGUCAUCGUGUAGCGACCGUCAGUGCCCGCCUACAGCCUGCAGUCACCAAAGGCAGGUGUGUGUAUCACGCGGUCGACCGGUUCAGAGUGGAGGUGGGCUACAACGCGGAGCUCAUCAUGCUUUUUAAGAACAUCCCCUCUCGGGUUUACGACCCUGUGACCAAGAUGUGGAAUUUUUGCUUGGAGGAUUAUCACCACCUCAUGGAGGCGGUGAGGGGCGUGGCCUCUGUGUCGCUGCAGGGCCUGGAAGGGGCGCAUAGACCGGCCACAACUCAGAAUGCACUGCUGAACCUGUGCCAAGGCUGGCAGAAGCCCGGCGCCACGGUGCGCGGCCACUGCGUCCUGCUCACCUGCUCGCGCUUUGAGGUGGACCUGCCGUACCAUGCGGAUGCCAUCGGUGCCUUCAAACUGCUGCCAUCCAAGAACUAUGAUAUGAAGACAAGAAAAUGGAAUUUCCUUUUGGAGGAUUACAGGAAGCUGAUGCAGACCCUGGCCUCCCUUCCAUUGGUGGAGGUGGAGCCCCUCCCUAGGGCUGUUGUGCAGGCCUUUGGCCUGCAGUUUGAGCGGAGUCACUCGCACCUCCCUGAAGUCCCUGAUGCAGAUCUGUCCAGUGUGGACCCCACACUGAGUCACAGCCUGAUGCCCUUCCAGCACGAUGGAGUCAGUUUUGCUGUGUACCAGGGCGGCCGUCUGCUCUUGGCUGAUGACAUGGGUCUGGGGAAGACUGUGCAGGCCAUCUGCAUAGCAGCUGUGUACCGGCAGGAGUGGCCGCUGUUGGUCGUAGCUCCCUCUUCAGUGCGCUUCACCUGGGCAGAGGCGUUCAUGCGAUGGCUACCCUCCCUCCAGCCUGACAGCAUCAAUGUGGUACUGAAGGGAAAGGACAACGUGCGUGCUGGUCUCGUCAACAUCAUCAGCUACGACCUGCUCAGUAAAGUGGAAAAGCCAGUGGCUGCCAGGCCCUUCAACGUACUCAUUAUGGACGAGUCCCACUUUCUGAAGAACAUGAAGACUGCGCGCUGCAAGGCCGCCCUGCCAUUGCUCAAGGCUGCCCGCAGGGUAAUCCUGUUGUCGGGCACACCGGCCAUGUCGCGGCCCGUUGAACUCUACACCCAGAUUGCAGCUGUGAGACCCACCUUCUUCCCUCGGUUCCACGACUUUGGGCUGCGCUAUUGCGACGCCAAGCAGAUGCCCUGGGGCUGGGACUACUCGGGCUCCUCCAACCUGGUGGAGCUCAAGCUGCUGCUCGAGGAGUCAGUAAUGCUCCGCCGCCUCAAGUCAGAGGUUCUCUCACAGCUCCCGGCUAAGCUACGCAAGGUGGUCACCAUAACAAUAGAUGGCGCAAACACCCGCACUAAAACCGCGCUCAGCGCCGCCGCCAAGGAGCUGAGCAACUGCAACCGGAGCAAAGUGCGUGAGAAAGAGGUUCUUCUAGUGUACUUCAACCACACUGCGGAGGCCAAGACUGGUGCUGUCACAGAAUACAUCCUGGACCUGCUGGAGUGUGGCAGGGACAAGUUCCUUGUGUUUGCUCACCACAAGCUCCUGCUGGAUGCUGUCAGUAGAGAGCUUGAGGACAAGGGCGUCGCCUACAUCCGCAUCGACGGCUCCACGCCUUCGGCAGAGCGCCAGACGCUAUGUCACAGGUUCCAGUUCUCCGAGAGCAGAUGCGUGGCGCUUCUGUCCAUCACAGCGGCCAACAUGGGCGUGACCCUGCACUCGGCCACACUUGUCGUGUUUGCCGAGCUCUUCUGGAACCCAGGGGUGUUAAUACAGGCGGAGGACAGAGUACAUCGCAUUGGACAGACAAGCAAUGUGGACAUCCACUACCUGGUGGCCAGAGGCACUGCUGAUGACUACCUGUGGCCCCUGAUCCAGGAGAAGAUGGAUGUGCUGAAGCAAGCUGGUCUCUCGGAGUCCAACCUCAUGGAAAGUGCAGAAUCGGCCAGUUUCCGCUCCAAGGAGCCAGAGCAGCGGACGAUCACCGAGAUGUUCCAGACGUCCUUCACUGAGGAGAACGAUGUGGACGAGGACACCCUGCUGAAGGCAGCCAGCGAAUGGGAAGAGUGUGACACAGGAAAUGCUUCUGAACAGACAUUAAGUGCUGAGCCAGAAAGCCCCUGGAAGAAACGAUGUACUGAGGGUGACUUCUGCAGUGAGUCUUUAUAUUAAAGAAACCAGCAGAAAACAACAAGAUUUAUUUGUUUCUAACUUGGGAAUUAUUUUGCAUUGUUGACUGAAGAUGUUUUUUUUUGCUGUG